GUGGCAGCCUUCGUGAAGGUUUGGCCUCUUCCAUCAUGCGCCAGGUUUUCAGUGCCUUGAGGUACUGCCAUGAGCGCAACGUACUUCACAGGGAUCUGAAGCCGGACAACAUCAUGGUGCAACAUCACAGCUGCGAGACACCGCCCGCGACCCCAGCCAUGAUGGCGCCAGAGGUGAAGCUUAUCGACUUCGGCCUGGCGGUGAUCACGACCCGCGAGGUCCUGGGCCGUUCUGGUUCGUCAGUGAUAGGCUCUGAGGACUACCUGGCACCGGAGGCCAGGCAAGGCAGCCAUCUCCCAGCUUCAGAUGUUUGGAGUGCUGGCAUGGUGUUGCACGCAAUGCUGCGUGGCAGCCUUCCGAAAUGGGAAAACGACAAGGAGCUGGAUUUCGACACUGCGGGAUACAAGUCCCUAUCUUCCUCUGCCCGAGACCUGCUCAAAGGCCUCCUGGCCCUGGAUGCAGCGGAUCGACUUCCUGCAGCCGCAGCUCUGGCGCAUCCCUGGACCCAGGGUCUGGAGUCCCGAACGCCCAAGGACCUGACACCAACCUUGACCUCCUUCGUGGCUUUCCAUCGUAGCGCUAAACUCCGGCGGGCGGCAUUGGCAGCCUUGGCUACACAGCUUACAAGCUGGCAGCUGCGGGACCUUCGAGAACAAUUCUUACUGGUAGAUGCAAAUGGUGAUGGUCGGAUCUCAAAGGAGGACUUGACCAUGUCCAUCGCUCUUUCUUCCCCAGGUGGGGCUGCUGAAGAUGUGCGGCGUUGGGUUGAAACGAUCUUUGACUCUGUGUUCUUGGAAGGUGACCGAGAUAUCGAAUACACCGAAUGGCUUGCUGCUGUGCUGCAGCAAGGUGAGUAUGUGUCCGAGGAGGCCGUCCGGGCGGCUUUUCGCAUUUUCGACACAGAUGGUGAUGGCUUCAUCAACCAGGGUGAGUUGGGACAGGUACUUGCGCAGACGCCGGAGGAGGUUGCGGGCUUCUUCCCUGACUUUGACACAAAUGGGGAUGGUGUUUUGGAUUUCAACGAGUUUAAAGGUAUUUUCACAGGAGAUGCUGGAGGCGUCGGAGCCUCCCUGCACUGCGAGUUGCACUCGCCCUGUUACCGCAGCGUGGUGUCGCUUUGA
Molecule: messenger RNA, 1121 nt
Organism: Symbiodinium pilosum
Lineage: Eukaryota; Dinophyceae; Suessiales; Symbiodiniaceae
Source: the annotation of a GenBank genome assembly